Argentina anserina (silverweed cinquefoil) is the source of this 931-nucleotide messenger RNA. Its product is annotated as non-specific lipid transfer protein GPI-anchored 1. The transcript is spliced from 2 exons. The coding region runs from base 74 to 649 and encodes 191 amino acids. The record is from RefSeq and is a predicted model, not a curated record. NCBI's taxonomy places the organism in Eukaryota, Viridiplantae, Streptophyta, Magnoliopsida, Rosales, Rosaceae.
CUUUCACACCCUAAACGGCUAAACCAAAGCUUUGAAAAAAAUUCCAUUUCCCAAGUUAAGAGCUUCGAUCAUCAUGGAGAAGAUGCUGAUGUGCCUGGCCGUGGUGACGAUGCUAGUGUGGGGCUCUGCCGGUGCCGCGGAGACGGUGGCGCAGAAGUGCAGCGACCAGUUCCAGAAGGUGGCGGUGUGUCUGACCUACGCGACGGGGAAAGCGGCGACGCCGACCAAGGAGUGCUGUGAGUCGGUUAAGGGGCUUAAGGAGACCGAGCCGGAGUGUUUGUGCUAUGUGAUUCAACAAGCCGGCAGCGGUAGCGAUCAGAUCAAGAAGAUGGGGAUUCAGGUCGCUAAGUUGCUUCAGCUCCCUACUGCAUGCAGCCUGAAGGACGCCAACGCCAGCAACUGUCCCGCUCUACUAGGACUAGCUCCCAACUCCCCAGAUGCUGCUAUUUUCACAAAUGGUACUACUACAUCUACCGCAACGCCGAGUUCGAAUUCAACUACAAUUUCUGGACAAUCUGCACCUGACACAGCAACUGCAGCUAGUAAUGGAGUGAAGCUUGGCCCUGGUUAUGCUGGUCUGGCGGCGGCAGUGGCUGUGCCCAUCGUCUUCCUUGCAUUCUCACCGGCGGGUGGCUUUGUACGCCUCUAAGUUUUAAAAAGUUAAUCUUUGUUUAGCUCGUCAGAGUAAUGCGGAGAAGGAGACCUUGACUAUUAGUAGACUAGCUAGUAGUCUGAAUUUAAGAGUUCUCUGUUGUUUUUGGGCAAUUUUCAGGACUACGUUUGAUGCGUCUUUGCUUAGUUUGUAUUUUUGUUCAUUUGACUCGGUUUUACGUAGACCGGUUAAUUUAUGUUCCUUCGGAUUUACCACUUUCCAGGCCUGUAAUAUUGUUCAAAUGUUCGUCACUGAAGAAGACUCUUCAUUGUUGUUGAA